This is a messenger RNA of Fibroporia radiculosa, 1542 nucleotides long. RefSeq lists its product as uncharacterized. Bases 1 to 1542 code for a protein of 513 amino acids. The transcript is spliced from 2 exons. The record is from RefSeq and is a predicted model, not a curated record. Lineage: Eukaryota; Fungi; Basidiomycota; Agaricomycetes; Polyporales; Fibroporiaceae.
AUGAGCCUGACAUCUCCCCGCCGCAACGACAUCAAGCGAAUUAUCGACGCGCUCGCCCGCCAGGCCAUCGAGCUGCAGCAGCAGCGCGGUCUACUCAUACGGCUGAUCCAAGCCGAUCCUAGCUACGUGGAGGACGUGUUGCGGCACCCACACGGCAUGCAGUACAUCCUCCAGGCGGACUCAGCACGGUAUCAAUAUACCGACUCAGUGAACAACCUCAUUCUCAAAGUGCAGCGUAUCGAAGCCUCGCUGGCCCGCAUCAAGGAAAAGACGACUGAGCUCCUCCUCCUGAUUCCCCCGAUAGAGUGUCUGCCCGUCGAGAUACUGUCCCUCAUCUUCCAGGCUGGCAGCCUCUCUGAACCGAAGGGCGCACUUCCCUUUCCCAUGCUCAUCGCCUCCGUCUCGCGCCGCUGGCGAAAUGUCGCGAUCAGCACGCCUACUCUUUGGACAAACCUGCACAUCGCGCCGCUCCGCCCAUACCGCUGGCCUCAUCUCGCACUCGAGCGCUCGCGCAACCAUCCGCUCGACGUUUCUCUCGACUUCUGCUCCAAAUCUGCGCCGAGCAGCGCUGCCGUCAUCGCAUCCAUGUCCAUCGUGUUUCCCCACCGCGACCGCUGGCGCCGUUUUUCCCUUAUUGCGCACCACAGAAACGUAGUCCUCAUCGUGGGUGAAAUGCUAGCAGAUGCGCGUUCAUAUUCCCUGCGCUACCUCCGACUAUCGCUCACCGGAAGUGGGCCGGCUGGUAAUCAGGAAGUCGCCAUUCCUCGGCUGCUCGACGGCGGAGCGCCAGCGCUAUCGUCCGUCCGCUUUGAUAGCGUCGCUCUCCCAUGGCGGAAGCCGCCGCUCGUUGGGUUAUCUGCCCUCGACAUUCGCUGGCUGUGGUCCCGCAAGCUGGCGUUUCCCCAAUUCCAGGACCUUCUCGCCGCAUCACCCACGCUGACAAGACUCGUGCUGCGGGGGAAACACGUCGAUCUGCGCGCGAGCGGGGAUUACACGCCUAUAGCUUUACCCCAUCUCCGCGAUCUGGAGGUAUCCGGUGACAAUGUGUGCCUGAUGUGCUCGCUCCUCGUCCCACCCGUGCUAGAAACCCUCACGCUCGCCAACGUUGACCAGAGCGAGUUCCGCGAGUUCAUGGAGUGGCUCCCGGUCUCCGGCGCGCGGUAUUCGGCGCUCACCUCUCUCGUACUCUUGAAUGUAGCCAUGUCUCCGCUCACCCGCGGGUUCAUCUCAGCAUUCGCUACCAUCACAAAAUUAGUCAUCAUCAACUCGGGCGCAGACCGUUUUCUCGAGCUCCUGCGGCCAAAGCAGCCAGUGAACAAUGCAAAUCCAGACGGUCUUGCCUGGCCACGCCUGAAAGACGUCACCCUCCUGGACGACACCAGUUACGACAAACUGCACGCAAUGGUCACCGAGCGAGCCGCCCAUGGUCUGCCCCUCCAACGCUUGAUUGUGCACACAGAAUUCAUUCACAGGAAUUUGUUGGGCCCGCUCACACGAUACGUGAAGAUCGAUAGCAUUACGCACCUCGAUCGCGAGCCGUAG